CCUUGGAUAAUCAUUGAUGUGUCAUAGUGACGAAAAAGACGGAUUGUGUGAAUGUUUUUCACGCAAUUUCCUGUGAUUUAUGGAGUUUUCAGUGCGAAUAAUUUGUGGAAUCUCAUUUAAAGUGACUGUAGAAGAGUUUGUGCAUAAAAAGUGACUCAAAAUUCGGGUGUUAAUGCGGAAAAACGACACUCAAGGAAAAGCACCAAAAUGCACCGUAGAAUCUCAAAUAAUUUCACUUACGUGAGUUCAUGCGUGAAGUACAUGAUCUUCCUGCUGAAUUUUGUCUUCUGGCUGUUUGGGGGUCUCCUGAUUGGUGUGGGAUUCUAUGCCUUUGUGGACAAAUGGCAGGCCACAGGAUGGCUCAAAGUAGACAAUUUCUACGAUGUCAUCCUCAAUAUCUCCCUGGUGAUGAUAAUAGCUGGUGGUGUGGUGUUUGUUGUCAGCUUUGCCGGAUGCCUGGGUGCAUUGAGGGAGAACACCUGCCUGCUCAAAUUCUACUCCAUGUGUCUCCUCAUGUUCUUCCUCCUAGAGAUGGCUGUUGCCAUCAUGGGCUUUGUCUUUCCGCACAACAUGAAUAGCUUCCUGGAGGAUUCAUUCACGGACAAAAUCAUAACUACCUACCGUGAUGAUCCGGAUUUGCAGAAUCUCAUUGACUUUGCCCAACAGGAAUUCAAAUGCUGUGGCCUCAGCAAUGCUGGCUACUUGGAUUGGGGUAAGAAUGAGUAUUUUAAUUGUUCAUCACCCAGCGUCGAACGCUGCGGUGUGCCCUACAGCUGUUGCAUCAACGAUACGGACAUCUCAUCCGGACUCGUGAACAUUAUGUGUGGCUAUGGAGCCCAAAAUGCUUCAGUGGCUGCAGCCAGCAAGAAAAUCUGGACCAGUGGAUGCAUUGAGAUUGUGCGAGUGUGGGCUGAGAGGAAUCUUUAUACGAUUGCAGGAGUAGCUCUAGGGGCAGCUCUGAGCCAGCUCUUUGUAAUCUAUCUGGCCAAGACCCUAGAGGGUCAAAUUGACCUCCAGAAGAGCCGAUGGUCGUCGUGAGUGGUUAUCGGGUGGGGUGGUGGACGCCGUUUGUAAAAUUCCACACAGAUUCUACCAAUAAUUUCUGUCUAACCUUCCCGGACAAGGCCACAAACUAGAAUCUUCCUCCGGGAUAGGUUGUGACAUGAUGAAAAUUGCUCCGAAAGAAGCGCACUUUUGUUGGCCAUAUAAGUGAAUAAUGAGGUAUUUUUUUUCUUUCCCCUUGAAGUGUGUAAUAUUGUUUUGUUGAUCACAGAAGUGUUACGUGAAUAAUUUGCUGCCCAAUUUAAUUGGUGUUUCGUUGAAAGAAAAGAAAAAUGAGGAAUACAAAAAUUCAGAAAAAUGAAGAAAUUGUUUAAUUUUUUUAGGAGUGGUGCGUAAUAGAAGUAAAAGAAAAAAAAGGUCCCCAUCCCCCCGCUAAGUAAACUCAAGUUAUAAGUGUAUUUUUUCUUAUAAUAUUAUAUGUAGAUUUUUAGUCAACUACUACACAAUGUAUUAGUAAUUUAAGAGAAAAAAAAAUAAUUUUAUUAAAUAAGAUGAAUGGCGCACAAAAAAGCGUCUAAAGUCGAUGAGGUAAGAAUCUAAUGUGAAUUUGUGGCUCAAAAUUUCGCGAGGUGUUAAAAAAGUGAAUUGAUAAUGCAAUUAUUGACUAGAAAAAAAAAUGAAUUCCAUCCAAAAAAAAAGAAACAACCGUUAAAUAUCAAAAAGAAAAAUGAAAACAAAACACAAAACUUGAUACCAAAUGAAACCAAAUAUUAUUCAUGUUUUUCUCUAUCGACAAUAAAAUGUGUGAGUAAUAGAAUUUCCUUGUAAGAUUUUAUUUAAGCAAUUUACUCUGAUAUUAUAACUUCUCAAUAUUUCCAGCUUUGGUACUGUGCUUUUUUAAAAAAAAAUCUUUGACACGCAAUUUGUGCCAAAGGCGAUAAUUCGCCACACUUUCACUUCAGUCUCUCAUUCCUUUUUUUUUAUUUUUUUCUCUUUUUUCGUCUCUGGCCGAAACUAUGCAUAACUUAUAACUUUGCAAUAUAAUGAAUUUUGCCAUUGCAGUGAGAUUAAUGUUGAAGGCAGAAAUUACAUUAAAAUGGAUGAAUUUGUUAGAUAAAAAAAUAUGAAAGAAAUAUUUUGUGAUUAAAAAAAAAUGAAUUUGAGAAUGUUUUUUUUAGAACAUGUAGGAGAUAAGAGUCCUGAGAAUAUUGACGAAAUCUCACUGAGAGAGAGAGCUGAAAUUAUUAAUAAUGGAUAUUUGAUAACUUUACAAUUGAUAUAAGUGAAAUAAAAUGAAUUAGAAAUAAA
This is a messenger RNA of Phlebotomus papatasi, 2310 nucleotides long. RefSeq names its product tetraspanin-33-like. Gene Ontology annotation, cellular component: membrane. The transcript has 3 exons. NCBI's taxonomy places the organism in Eukaryota, Metazoa, Arthropoda, Insecta, Diptera, Psychodidae. Gene Ontology annotation, biological process: protein localization to plasma membrane; protein maturation. The coding region runs from base 208 to 1038 and encodes 276 amino acids. The record is from RefSeq and is a predicted model, not a curated record.